AGAUACGCUGCCCCUUCCGCUCACCAGCCUAUGUAUUCCGGAGCAAGCGCAUCAGUUGCCCAAUAAAAGUGACCGACAAGACGUCAGGCGACAAGCCAAUUCAUCAGGAUCCGAAUUUCCCUUCGUUUACGAUCGAUCUGAAGCGAUACACGCUGUGGAAAGACGGGCUCAUACCCGCCGACGCCAUCUGGGAUUCGGAAAAUGAUCUGCGGGAAAACGAAUAGGUCGAGGAGGCAUUAGGUGCGUCCAUGGAGCCAUCGGGAUGUGCCGGGACUCAUCGUCCACGUAUACAAGGUUUGAAAAACGCUUCGCUUUUUUCAGAUUUCCAUCGCGCAGGGAUGUGGGACAGGGAUGUAGGGCCCCGUUCUGCUCGCCCCACCUGUAUUCCGGAACGAGGACAUUUGGUGCCACUUUUUACGGAGGUCAGAGAACCCAGGUUGCUCUCCGGGAUGGGGGUGUUGGCGGGAGGGUUAUGAUUAUGGCAUCGCUGGCAUUCUCCAUAUGUUCCGCGAAAUCUCCGAACCUGGGGAAGAUGACGGAACGAUUAGCCGGGCAGCCGAAGCCAUUGGGUGAACACCACCAUGGCCGGAUGGACGACCUUGAAGAAAGGUUCUCGCCUGGCAAACCCUUUGAGAGGGGUGGAAGGAUUUCACACGGAGGUCUUCGUAUCCGAUGCAGGUGGUUCGGACACGAAUGCCCAUCGUUGUUUUACAAGCAUCCAAGGAAUAUCGAACGGGUGUUCCACAGCACACAGACGGAAACAUGUAGCCAUCUCCGUCCAACAUCACAUUUGGGAGACAUACACCCAGAUCUGUCGUUUUCUUCCUGUGCCCUCGACCACGUUGGAUGUGGUCCGCGGUCGUGGGUGUCCAUCCGCUUCAGGCUAGCUGGCGUUACAGCUGUUGGCGGUAUGCUCACAAUACAGGAGAAGGUUGCACGCCGUGGGGCAUCAACGCCCGACAUCCAUCUUGAUCCCCCGGCUGGGUCAUCAGAUUCUAUGCCCGCAACUCAAAGCGCCUCGACGGAUGGUUCACAGCGUAGUGUUGAUGUCUCAAUCGGGCAUGUAUUCAUCAAACACAUGGGGUGGUUUGGCCGUUGAGUGUCUACAGUAGUACCCAUCUAUUCUCUUGCUUUGGAC
Molecule: messenger RNA, 1138 nt
Organism: Fimicolochytrium jonesii
Lineage: Eukaryota; Fungi; Chytridiomycota; Chytridiomycetes; Spizellomycetales; Powellomycetaceae
Exons: 1
Coding region: 263-1099 (278 amino acids)
Source: RefSeq, a predicted model, not a curated record